Hemiscyllium ocellatum (epaulette shark) is the source of this 2283-nucleotide messenger RNA. Its product is annotated as zinc finger protein 85-like. Gene Ontology annotation, biological process: regulation of transcription by RNA polymerase II. NCBI's taxonomy places the organism in Eukaryota, Metazoa, Chordata, Chondrichthyes, Orectolobiformes, Hemiscylliidae. Gene Ontology annotation, molecular function: chromatin insulator sequence binding. The transcript has 22 exons. Bases 181 to 2148 code for a protein of 655 amino acids. The record is from RefSeq and is a predicted model, not a curated record. Gene Ontology annotation, cellular component: chromosome.
AGGACGGCAUUUUACGUCGGCUCAAAAAAAAUUGCUGCAAGGUGUUGUAGAUGCCAGAGGGACACAUUAAGAGAUCAGAAAGAAAAACAAAAUUUCACAGCGAAAGUUAAUACUUGUUUCUCUAACAUUGCGCUCUAAAUGUGCAAAUUGUGAGGAACUGCCGUGACUGUAUUUGAAGUAAUGAAUUCUCAAGAACCCCAUCAAGCAAGGAGCCAGGAUACCCAUCCCAUCACAGAGGAUGAUUCUGUUGAAUGUAAUGAAAUUGCUUUUCUGGUGGGGGAAGAUGGACAACUGCAUUCCCUUCAAGAGGAGAGCCAUAAGGAUUGGAAUCCUGAGAACAGACUCAUACAGAAAAAUGGGAUCCAAAAUCAUAGAAAUGGCUUGGCUAAGGAGUCCUAUCUACCACACCCAGCCAUCAUGCAAAAUAUAGAAAAUGUGAAUGGAGACAAUCAGGAUUGGGGAUGUACUGCAGUUAACCAAAAGAUUAAAGAAUCUGGACCAGUUCUGUGGUCAGGUAGUUCUGAAUUGCCUACUGUUUACCAAUUCACUGCUUUACAGGAUUCCCCAGUAGUGGACAGUCAAAUUCAAAACCAUCAUUCAGGUGACAUGGUUUGUAACAUUUGUGGUAAAAGGUACAAGUACAUGUCUAGUUUCUGGAAGCAUAGAAGAGAUCAUGAAACAAAAGGAGAACUUGUCACCGCUUUCAGCUGUAGACCUGAUGCUGCGAAUAAAGGUAUCGGAGAUAGAUUUAGAAGAUUAUGUCCUCAAAGGGAAAUUAACCCAGAGUCAGGAUUCAAGCCACUUAUGAUGAAGAUGGAAAAAGCUAAUCCCACCAAUUUUCAUCAUUUGCCACAGUUUGAUUUCUGCUCAUACAGAAAUUGGCCUCUUUCAGAUUCAUGGCAAGAGAAAUUUCACAACAAAGGAUGCAGUUCUGUGGCCAUCAGGCCAUCCGUUAUAAAGACAGAGGAAGCUAUUCCCUAUUGUAUAAUGGGAAAAGUAAGUCCUCCAUCAAAUUUCAACAUUACCUCAAGUGAUCAUCUCCCUGCAUUCCAACCAAGGCCACUUCCAGAUUACUUUUUUUCGUGUGAUUUUUGUGGGAAGAAGUACAAAUACAAAUCCAGUUUCUGGAAGCACAUUGAAGACCAUAAAAACUAUGUUGUUGAUAGUACAGUUUCAGAUCAAGGCUGGCAUCAAAUAACUGGAUCACAGCUGACUGAGAAACAAGCUGAUAAUACUGAACGAUUGGUUAGAAAAGUUGUAAUUGAUGACCAACAUUAUAAUUCGCUGCCUAUAAGAGACGACAAACAGCAAGUGCAGACUGCCAACAAACAAUGUCAUCUUGAUUUUGACCACAAGCACAGGCUUCACAACGAUCCCAUUUGUGAAUCAGACUUAUCCAUAGGUCAGUUCAAUAAUAUCUGUCAAUUGUGUGGAGUAAUCUUUUCACGAAAGAGUGGCUUGGCAGACCAUAUUCAGUUUGUACAUCAGAGGUGUAGGCCCCAUGUAUGCAUACUGUGUGAUCAAAAGUUUCGACGACCAUCAGAACUCAAGAGACAUGUUGAACGGCACCAUGACAAUUGCUUAACUGAUGUCCAAAUUAGCAAUGUUAAAUCUGUGAAAAGCAUGUGCAUUGUUGAAAAUGGGCUGUUAAAAUCACCAGAUGAAGUGAAAUUUGUCAAAGAUGCUAUCAAUCAGGUUAAAACUGGCCGAAGUAGGACUGAGAGAAACAAAAAGGCAAUCAAAAGACCUAAGAGAGUGCACAGAUGCAGCCUUUGUGGGAACAAGUACUUGUAUUAUUCUACUCUUUGGAAACACAGGCUUAUGCAUGGAGGGAAAAAGAAACAUUUCUGCCUACUGUGUGGAUCAGGCUUUUUCAAGUCAAAGGAUUUGGACAUUCACUUCAAGUCAAUACAUCUUCAGGCCUUUAAGUUCAAGUGUCCACACUGUGAAAAAGGUUUCAAUCGACCUAUUGAUGCUCAAAAGCACAUCAUUAUUAGGCAUACAGAUUUGAAGAACUUUAUUUGUCGAAUUUGUAACAGAAACACAGAGACAGCUUCUGCACUGCAGACUCACAUCAAAAAGUACCACUCCCCAAAAUUCCCUUGCACUCACUGUGAUUUUCUAUCGGGUAACAAAUUGCAAUUUUAAAGACACAUGGAAAAACACUGAAAUAAUGUGACACAGACAUGUGGGACCUGAACAUGGAACUUUCUCGGAUAAAUGCUGAUGAAGGAAUGUGUUGAGAGACAAAAAGAAAACUGCAGAUGCUGGAAUCCAAAAUAG